Molecule: messenger RNA, 8821 nt
Organism: Bactrocera neohumeralis
Lineage: Eukaryota; Metazoa; Arthropoda; Insecta; Diptera; Tephritidae
Gene: SIFaR
Product: neuropeptide SIFamide receptor
Exons: 7
Coding region: 369-2831 (820 amino acids)
Biological process (GO): G protein-coupled receptor signaling pathway
Cellular component (GO): membrane
Molecular function (GO): neuropeptide Y receptor activity; peptide binding
Source: RefSeq, a predicted model, not a curated record
ACCGUUAACAACGACAGUGCGCCUAAGGAAUUAAAAAAGACAAAAGACCAAAGCCACAUCGACACAUGACACACAUAUGAAAACAGGAAACACACACACACAUGCAAAUAUCAAGCAGGCGAAUGAACUAACUCGCGUUUAACAAUAGUAAACAAAACAAAAUCGCAGAGUUCGAGUGAAGGAAAUACAACAUUUUCGCACAUAUGCAAAGUGGCAAGCAUAACACAAAAUAGUAACAUUUACCAUUGCUGUGUGGGUGGGUGCCUGUAUGUGUACAUGUGGCUGAAGGCAACGCGUACGACGAGUACAUUGUGCUGAACUCAACGCUACUCCAGUUUUGUGCUGUGCAGUUCACGAUCAGCCCAACUAUGGUAGCAUCGGCCGAUCCACAAAAUAUUCUGAAGAAACUACAAAAGUACAAACAUUUAAAUGGUACGAAUUUGUUGAAACCUUUCCGCAAUAGAACGCCAGUUCCCACAUCGAAAUAUGACAGCAGCAAUCAGAAAGCAACAAUCGGUGCGAGUCUACAACUCGUACGAGAGAACAAUGCUAUCGAGCCCACUGCAAUACCGAAUGCGACCGACUUAGUCGAGCAGCGCGUUAAUAUCACAAAUAAUUUUUUAGAUUUACUACUAAAUCCCGAAUAUGUUGAGCAAUUUACCGAAAUGAAUAACGAUCUAUUGCACGCCUCCAAUGAGACGGCGACCAAUGACGUGAACAUGUCGGUAUCGCCACUCAAUGCAAACAUCAUCAUGUCACCUGCCGCGCUCACAACUCUUUACACAAAAAACGAAACAGUCUUACAACAAAAUGCACCGCCCAGCAGUUUGGUGAUGGAUACAUUGUUGGGUUCGGUUAUGACGACCGCCACAGCCACGGUGACCGGUUCGCCGAAUGCGUUUAGAACUGAAGACCUGCUGCUCGAUCGUUUGCCAGCAGAUGUGCAGAGUGGUGCAACUUUAACGAGCUUUUAUGCCAAUUUGUUGGCAGAUAUAUCACCAUCCUCCACUUUCACCGCCGCCGUCGAAACAAUGUCGACACCAACAGUAUUGCUGCCGUCUGCUGAUAAUGAUACGGUCUAUUGGGAGCAUGGCGCGACCGACUUCGAUGUGCUCUACCGACACUCGCUGACAAUGACGAUUGUCUAUUGCUUUGCCUAUAUUAUUGUCUUUCUGGUUGGCUUGGUUGGCAAUAGCUUUGUAAUUGCCGUUGUAUUGCGGGCGCCACGAAUGCGUACGGUCACCAAUUAUUUUAUUGUCAACUUGGCGAUUGCUGAUAUAUUGGUGAUUGUGUUUUGUUUGCCCGCCACGUUGAUGAGCAACAUUUUUGUGCCCUGGAUGCUGGGCUGGCUGAUGUGCAAGACAGUGCCAUACAUACAGGGCGUAUCUGUGGCAGCAUCCGUCUACAGUCUAAUUGCCGUAUCACUGGAUAGAUUCAUUGCAAUCUGGUGGCCACUUAAGCAGAUGACAAAGAGUCGCGCACGCUUCAUGAUAUUAUGCAUCUGGCUGAUUGCCUUGAGUUCGACAAUACCCUGGCUUUUAUAUUUUGAUCUCGUGCCGGCCGCUGACUCGUUUCCGGCAGCGCCGAACCUCUACCUCUGUCAGGAGGUGUGGCCACCCGGCUCAAAUGGCAAUCUAUAUUUCCUCCUAGCCCAUUUAGUGGCCUGCUAUCUACUGCCAAUGUCUUUGAUAACACUGUGCUAUGUGUUGAUUUGGAUAAAGGUGUCGACGCGUUCGAUUCCCGGUGACUCAAAGGAUGCACAAAUGGAUCGCAUGCAACAGAAGUCGAAGGUGAAGGUGAUCAAAAUGCUUGUAGCAGUUGUUAUACUGUUCGUAUUGUCUUGGCUGCCACUCUAUGUGAUCUUCGCCCGUAUUAAAUUUGGUGGAGAACUUUCAAACGAAGAAAGCGAGGUGCUCUACAAGGUGACACCCUUCGCGCAGUGGCUGGGUUCUUCCAAUUCCUGCAUUAACCCCAUUUUAUAUGCGUUUUUCAACAAAAAGUAUCGACGUGGCUUUGCAGCUAUUAUACAAUCCCGUUCAUGCUGUGCCCGCAUAAGAUAUUAUGAUAACGUCGCCAUUGCUUCGUCCACCACCAGCACUCGCAAGUCCUCGCAUUAUCACCAAAAUAGCUCACGGAAGAGUCCCAGCAGCCCUGGCUUGCGUAAGACGAACGCUGUCUCCUAUAUUUAUGAGCAUCAAUCGUUGCGUCGUCAUCAUCACAACGCCAUGUUGAAGCAGGACAGCAAUCUGUCACAGCAAAUGUUACUAAAGCAAGACUCACAUGGCUCGAGACAGUUUUUGAUCAAGCAAGAGAGCGCCUCUAGCGAUGGAUCACGUCGCAUGCUCUGUCAGCAGGAUAGUAAUGGUUCGAAAGUGUCACUAACCAAACAAGAUUCGAUUGUUUCAUAUAUGGAUGCUAGACGCAAUGGUUUGGAUAAAUGCCAGGACUCCUGCUCUACGCAAGACAACAUGUCAAUUGAUUCACGACGUGGAACGAGCUUUAAAUUGGAUACACCACACAAUUAUGGAUCGCCCAGCACCAGCGCCGCCAUGUUGGAAUAUAAAAGACAAAAGUUUGUCAAACAAGACUCAGUGAUCUCAUUUGUGGAUCAAAGGCCUGAGCCCAGACGCCAUCAGCUGGUAAAGCAGGAUUCUGUUAUUUCUUUCGCCGAUCAACGCCGCGGUGCUCUCAACAAACAGGACUCCAUAAUUGCGUGUCACACUCGCACGGGUGACGGCACUGGACAUCAUGUCUCGAUCUUAAAGAAAACCGAGGCAUCACUCGGCGGUGCGCUCGCAUCGCCUCGACGGAAUAUAGAAAUGUUUGAGUAAUUCUUUUGGAGAAAUUACAACAAAAAUCUAAAUAAAUAAAUACUAUAAAUUGCAUUGCAAAGGAAAAUUAGUCAACAACAAUAACAACAAAUCUAGUAUAAUAACAGAUAAUUGAAAGAUUAACAACGUAGCCAUUUCAUAAAUGAUUAUUCGUAUUAACAUUGCUAUAUAUUAUAUUACAUAUAUGGAAAAUAAUAAUAACAACAACACCAACAAAACACUACGAUUUAUACUAAAAAUUUCAUACAGCCACACAUACUUACAAACAGAAAAAAAACAAAACAAAAACAAAGCGCGCCACACACACACACACAUAAAAGUGUACUAUUGAGCGCUGUAACUUACAUACAUAUCCUAAACGUAGUGUGUUAGUGUAACGGGAAGCAAAUGCAUACAAAGUGAAAAGCUAAUUGUAAUCAGAACGCACAUUUCUUAUAUGUAUGUAUAUGUAUAUGUUACGAUUGUAUGUAUGAUAGGUGUUUAAGUCAGUGUUAAGAGCAGGUGCAUACAAAAAUACACACAUACAUGUUUACAGGUGUAUUGGUGUAUUGAAUGUUUGUAUGUCAGUGCGCAAGUGCUAUAGUUAAGUCUAGCUUAGUUAGAGGUGCGUAUAAUCUUAAGUACAGUUUUUAAUUGUGGGCGGGCAACAAUGAUGAUUAUGAUAAUGAUGAUGAUGAUAUGAUGAUAAUGAUGAUGAUGAUGAUGAUAAUAAUGAUGACAUUGAAGAAAACGGUGAUGAUUAUGAUCAAUGUAAUGAUAAUGAUGGUAAAGAUUAUGAACUUAAUGAUCAUCAUAAUGAUGAUGAUGAUUGUGACAAAUAAAAUGUUGAAGAUCGAUGAUGAUUGUGACGAAUAUAAUGAUGAAGAUUGAUGAUGAUAAUGAUGACGAGAAUAAUGAUGAUUAUAAUAAUGAUGAUUUUGGUGAUUAUAAUGACGAUUAUAAUAUUGGUGAUGCUGAUUUUGAUGAUAAUGAUUAUAAGUAAUGUUGGGUGAUAUGCAUUUUGUACGAGUUUCAUAUGAUAGUUUCGGAUAUACAAACACACACACACAGUUUUAAUGAUUGUUAUACUGUAUACAUACAUAAAUACAUGCAGAUUUACGGCAAUGAAAUGUUUGAUAAUGAAGUAUGCGAUUUGAAAUUUGUAUUUUUAUGAGUAUUGAACGAAUUUCAGAAUACAACAACAGAAAUAAAAACAAAUACAUAUGUAAGAAACAAAAAAGAAUGCAUACAUACACACGCAGCCAUACAUAUAUGGUAUAUAUACAUAUAUACGUACAUACAAACAUACUAAGUACUUGCAAAGCAGAGCAGAAGUAUCUCAACUGUCCAAUAUGUGUAUGUACUAUAUAUAAAAUUUAAAUCACACCGAGUUCUAAAUGCAAUGUACCUACUAACAGCAACAUUUAUGAUUAAGAACAACAUUCUUACGAUUUAUAUAUUUAUAUUGAAAGUGUUGAUUUCGGUAAAGAGCAAUAAUUUUUGCUAACAAUUUCAUAUACACUUACUUACAAACAAGCAUAAAAUAUUUAUAUAAAUGCAAGCAUACAUACAUACACACAUAUAUAUGUGUGUAAGUGUGUAAAUAAGUUGUUCUGCUUAUUAUUUUUUAACAUUUUCGCAUUUUAGAAAAAUUAUUGAUUGAAAAAAUUAUUAUUGAAAAAAAAAAAUUAUUGAUCACAUAAAAUAAAAAAAAAUAUAUAUAUACAAUAUUGUUAAAUUAACAUAAAAUAUGUAUUUAUUAUUAUAUAUUAACUAUCAAUAUAGUUACAUGCGUAUAAUGUUGAAAAUUAGACACACUUGACCGUCUCGCUGGCAGUGUGACUUAUAUAGACUCCAGCAAACACAAGUAAGGCGCCUAGAAUUGUUUUGUUAACAACUUUUAGUACAUAAAUAUUAUAUAGUUACAUAUAUACACUUAUGUGUACAUACUUAUAUAUUAUAUGAGUGGAUUAAAUUCACAGCAUCAUGCACAGUUAUGGAUAAAUAAUUUUAGGAAAUUGUUUGGAUUCGCUUUAGGGGGUUAUAUCCACUUGUAAGUUUUUUAAUUUUUGUUUUGAAGAGGCAUUUUAUUUAAAAAAUAAAUAAAAGUGUACAUUAACAGAAUUUAUAAUUUUGGAUUCCCUUGAUCACGUAGCCGAUCCACAGUCGGGCCUCCAAUUCAUUUAAAAAAAUUUUUUACAAAUACGCUCAUACAUCUUCGAAACUAUUUACAGAAUCGGCUUCAAAUUUUCGGAGAAUAUUCUCAAAUAUACAUACAUACAUUUGUACUUUCAUUAAACGUGGUUAUAUGCAAAAUACAUAUUUAUUUUUUUAGUUCACAAGUGGAUAUAACCUCUUUAAUCUCACUUAACACUCAACGAACAAUACAACAAAAAGUUCAAAGCAAAAACCAAAUAGGCAGCAAAAGAAAUUGAGGUUAUGUAUAUAAAUAUUUUGUUAUUCAAUCACGUUAUUAAUGCGCUAAUCAAAUUAGUUCACAUGCUUGUAAAAUUUAUAGAUUAUAUUAUUUAUAUUUGAAAUAAAUAAUAAUGUAUUGUAAUAAUAGUUAUCAGCCAAAAUUUUCUAUUUUCGAUUUGAAUCGCAUUUAGGGAAAGCCAGGAUAGCGCGCUAUGUCGCAUAAAUAAAUUAUAUAAUUGAAUACACUUACAUAUAUGUAUGUAUAUACAUGUUAAUGUACCCUGCAGGAAAAAUGGCUUUAAGUGUAUUUUAAAAGUUUACAGAUUCAUCAUACUAUAAAAGAUUGAUUGAGUAAAACCAAUGAUACAUUAAAGUGUAACAUUCGUAGAAUGUUCUACGAUGUUUUCAUUUCGAAAAAAUAUUAUACGUCAACGGAGUAAAAUAUUUUAUGAAAUUAUAUAUGUAUUCUCCAUGAGCCAAGAGAUUGACUCCGCGCACAUAAAAUGUUUGAUCUUUGCAGGCAAAAAAACUGGUUCAAAUGGUUUUUGAGAUCCUGAUUUGAGGUGAAGGUUUUCCUGACCAAACAAUUUUUCGGAGAACGAAAUAAGUAAAAGAUCGAAUAUAGUAAAGCUAAGAGAAUAUGGUGGGCACAUUCCAUUCAAGCUGCAAGGCAUCCCAUUCGAGCUGCAAGGCAAGUCAACAAACUUGUACAUUGUUUCAUAUUAUCCUUGUGGAACACCACACCUUUUCUAUUGAUCAUUUUUGGUCUACUCUGUCAGAGUGUAUCACUCAAUUUGUCCAGCUUAUCGCAUUGUACUUCAGAAUUAUUCGUAGUAUUAUCGGUAUAAAGCAUCUUCUUGAAGUAGCACCAAAUAGACAAGAUAACCUUUUAUUGGUGACUAACAGCCUUCGAAGUGGUUUGGUGGUUUGAGUGGUUAGACCAUGAUCUUUUGCGCUUUAGCAAAAAAACCACUUUUCGUCGCCAGUAAGCAAAUCUCAGUCGUUAAAGUGUCGAAAUAAAUCUCGCUCUAUAAGAACAUGAGGAACCAUAUGUCAAGCUUCGAAAUUAAUCCUAGUCGUUUUUCUGAAGCUAUUAUUCGACGAUUUGCAUCUAUCAACGACUAUAUAUUAUUCACAUCGGCUUCAAGCGUCUUUCCAAGAUAUGGUGCAUCGUCAAGAUUGAAAUUGCUGGAAUUCGUCGUGAUUGAACUGGAUUUUUUACCCUUUUGAUAGUAAAACAGUAAAAUUCGCAAAUGCUGUUUUUAAUCUUCCUUUAACCGAUAAAGUAUCAAAAAUUAAUUUUUUUUACAAACUAGGGUAUCAGCUGUUCUAAUAUAUAACGGUAAAGCGGUUAAGUAUGAAGUUGGCCGCGAAAAAAUUUAAAAGAAUCAGCUGUUGUCAUCAAACGAAAUUACUUAAUGAUCAAAUCUUGAAAAUGAUCGGCCUUGUAGUUUUGCAGUUAUGAGGAACACCAACUUUGAAAACGUGAGUUGUGCAGAAGGAAAACGCUUUAAAGUGAAAAUCUGGUGGAAACCAUUCAUAAGAACAGUAAAAAAAUAUUUUUAACUUCGUCAGUUUUGUCCCAACGACUUGAAAUUUUGACACAAUAUUCUUGAAAUUAUUCAUUCAAUUAAGGUGAAGUGGUCAGAAAGAUAGAUAAAGCAUCAGUAUCAGAUAGAAGAAACAGAAUCACAAAUAUGAUCUUAAGUGCAGAAGAAUAAUGGAACAAAGAGCAAAACCAAAUAAAGCAUGGCAUGGAUAUAUGUAUUGAAAAAAAGUGAUUAACUCGCAUUAUUCCAUUUUAGAAAACUAAAAAUGGGAAGAUCUUUGCAACAAUAGCAACAACGAUAUGUGAGAGUAUUGGCAUAAACUUGCUAUGGAGAAACUAAGCAGUGAAGGUCAAUAAUAUUUAAGAGUUAAUUUACUAUUUAAUGCAACCCAACCUGGUUUACGAUAUUCUAAUUUUGCCUGCAGGGUGCAAAAGCAUCUAUACAAUAACCUAUAUGUAAAAAUAACGCUUGAAAAAAGAAAAUUAACUAUUAUAUAUGCUUAAUAAAUAAAUAGUGAAGCUUGGAUAAAUUUGGUCACACAUUUAGAUAAAAUAUCAUGGAAAAAACUAUAUUUUUGAAAUUUCUAGUUUUAUCCUACUUUUCCAACAAGUUUGCCAUAUAAAACGGUAAACUUUGAUACCAUUGCCUAAUGGAUCGGAAGGUUUGAACUACACAUUCAAUUUAUUACUACUACAGAAUGAGCGCAUCCGUUACUUUACUAUGUUGAUUAUGUAGCUGAUGCUAAAAGAUCGAUAAGUCAUUAAUUAGGGCACCUGCUCCGAAGAUGUACCAUGUUUUGUGAGGUUAAAUUUGCUUGUGCGCAUAUCGACAUACAUACAUACCAAAUGUAUGUACAAUAUAUAUUAAAAUGAAAACAUUCCCCAAAUGUGUGAUCUAAUUUACUCAAGCACACUCUUCUAUUAAUAUAAGCUAUUUAGAUACAUAUUUAUGUAUGUAGUAUAUCAAAUGCAGCAAACGCAAUCGUCGUUGUCAUUUGGCACAAAAUAAAAUAGAAUAAUCGACAAAAUGGUUCAAAGUUUUAUAAAAGUUACUUAACUACAUUUUUAUAAACACUUACAGAUACGGAAUAUAUGUAACUGCAUUCAUGGAACAAAGAGCGAAGUACAUACUAAAACAAAAUACAAGUACUUGAAAUAAAUACCAAAGAUUUAUUAGAGCAUAAAUAGUAAGUACAUAGAGACACUAACUAAUAGAGGUAAUCGAAAAAACACACACACACAAACAAAGUCAAAAAUUAAAAUCAGAAGAAAUACUCCAAAUAUACUAAAGACAACAAACACUUCAUAUACACAUUUAUAUAGAUAAAUAGCAAAGCACAUACAUACAAACGUAUGAAUGUGAAAAGAAUUUGUACUUAGCCGCUUUUGUAUGUUCAUAUUCAAUAUUAACUAUUAGCUGUCAAAAAGUAUACUAAAUACAUAGAUUAUAUAUACAAACAAAAGAAAUGAAAUUAAUUGAACUAAGAACAGUCGCAGAAUUAAAUAAAAAUAUAUUCAUUAGGGUGUGCGUUAUUUUACAAGUUGAAUUUUUUCAAGUGCCCACUGAAGUUUCAGUUUUUGCGCCAAAACAGGGUCCAACCGAAAAAACUGUUUUUUUUUUUAUUUAAACCGCGCUUAAAUCAUAUUUAUUUUCUUAUAAGAUUUUUUAUCUUUUGAUUUUUUGCAUUAAACAACUAAAUCUACAACCUUCAAAAAAUUAUAUUCUACUGCAAAUCCCUACCAUAAAGAUUUUGGUGAUUUUUUCUAUAAAACCAACUUUUUAAAGUUAUACGCAAUUAAAAUUCUUUAUCAAAUGCAAACUGAAACAGGGAGCGCUUGUAAAACACGAACCUACUUGUGAAAUAACGGACAUCCUUAUAUUCAUAUCUGCGUGAGCUAUGUGGGAUAGCUAGCUAAAAAAAACAUACAUACAGUUAUAUACAUAUAUUGCAUACUAGAAAUAUGAAAUUGUUUUUAAAUCACAAGUUUGAUAUAAAAGAAAAAUGAAACCGUCACACAUACCACGUAUUCAAAAACAAAAGUA